Messenger RNA from Chionomys nivalis (European snow vole), 5263 nucleotides. RefSeq names its product MSL complex subunit 3 (gene Msl3). The transcript has 14 exons. The coding region runs from base 76 to 1728 and encodes 550 amino acids. The record is from RefSeq and is a predicted model, not a curated record. Gene Ontology annotation, biological process: regulation of DNA-templated transcription; chromatin organization. NCBI's taxonomy places the organism in Eukaryota, Metazoa, Chordata, Mammalia, Rodentia, Cricetidae. Gene Ontology annotation, cellular component: nucleus; MSL complex; NuA4 histone acetyltransferase complex.
CGCCUCCCCGGUCGUCCUCCCUUACCGCGCGCGCUCCACCCGCCCCGGAGCCUCGCCCUCCGCCACGAUGAGCAAAUGAGCGCGAGCGAGGGCAUGAAAUUUCAAUUCCACUCUGGGGAGAAAGUGCUGUGCUUCGAGCCUGACCCCACCAAGGCGCGAGUGCUGUACGAUGCCAAGAUCGUCGAUGUUAUUGUCGGGAAAGACGAAAAGGGCAGAAAGAUUCCAGAAUAUCUGAUACAUUUUAAUGGUUGGAACAGUAGUUGGGAUAGAUGGGCAGCCGAAGACCAUGUGCUUCAUGAUACAGAUGAAAAUCGGAGGUUACAGCGUAAAUUGGCCAAAAAAGCAAUAGCUCGCCUGAGAGGUACAGGAAAAAAGAAGAGACGCUGUAGGUUACCUGGUGUUGACUCUGUCUUAAAAAGUGUGCCGAUUAAAGAAAAAACUCAAAAUGACGAAAACUCAAUAAGCAGUACCUGUCAGGACAGCUGUGGCAGAAAGAAUGAAGAACUAAAAGAACAUCGCCAGCGGCGUAUUAAAGUAAAGACUAAAGCGAAAAAAAAAGUAUUGUCGCUGCGCUCAAGAAAGGACAUGGAUGAAAGAACAAUAACCAUAGAUAUCCCUGAAGUUCUCAAGAAGCAGCUUGAGGAUGACUGUUACUAUAUCAACAGGAGGAAACGGUUAGUGAAACUUCCAUGCCAGACCAACGUCAUAACAAUUUUGGAAUCCUAUGUGAAGCAUUUUGCUAUUAAUGCAGCCUUUUCAGCCAGUGAGAGGCCUCGUCACCAUCAUGCCAUGAUGCAUUCACAUAUGAAUGUGCACUAUGUCCCAGCAGAAAAGAAUGUUGACCUCUGUAAGGAGAUGGUGGAUGGAUUACGAAUUACCUUUGAUUAUACUCUCCCAUUGGUUUUGCUCUAUCCAUAUGAACAAGCUCAAUAUAAAAGAGUGACAUCAUCUAAAUUUUUUCUUCCUAUUAAGGAAAGUACCACCACAACUAAUAGGAGCCAAGAGGAGCUGUCUCCUAGCCCGCCUUUGUUGAACCCAUCCACACCACAGUCCACCGAGAGCCAACCAACUAGCGGUGAACCAGCCACUCCCAAGAGGCGCAAAGCCGAUCCAGAAGCCCUGCAGUCUCUAAGGCGGUCCACACGCCAUAGCACCAACUGUGACAGGUUGUCGGAGAGUAGCUCUUCACCUCAGCCGAAGCGUCGGCAGCAGGACACAUCUACCAACAUGCCAAAAUUGUUUCUGCACUUGGAAAAGAAACAAAAGACGUCUUCCGUGCAUCUGCAGCCAUUCACGUGUCCUUCCGUACCUCCCCUGGAAAGCACCGAUCUAGAGACGCCUGUGCAUAGCAGAUCAUCUUCCCCCAUUCCUCUGACUCCGAGUAAGGAAGGGAGUGCUGUAUUUGCUGGCUUCGAAGGGAGAAGAACCAAUGAAAUUAAUGAGGUCCUAUCUUGGAAACUUGUGCCUGACAAUUACCCGCCAGGAGACCAGCCACCUCCCCCUUCAUACAUUUACGGUGCACAGCAUUUGCUGCGAUUAUUUGUCAAACUUCCAGAAAUCCUUGGGAAGAUGUCCUUCUCGGAGAAGAAUCUGAAGGCUCUACUGAAGCACUUUGAUCUCUUUCUGAGGUUUUUAGCAGAAUACCAUGAUGACUUCUUCCCGGAGUCAGCGUAUGUUGCUGCCUGUGAGGCACACUACAGCACCAAGAACCCCAGGGCAAUUUACUAAAGUUUCCAUGGUUUUAGAAAAAUAGCUAUACAAUGUGGCUUUAUAUUUUAGGUUCCAGGUGAAGCAUGAAUGAAAUGGUGGACUUCCCCUGGGGGUUCUCUGACAGAAGCAGGCUCUGUUCUUUUGGGUUGCUCACAUACUUUUAUUUCUGUUAAGAAUUAUUUUCUGACCUCAUCAUGGUAGAACAUGCCUAUAGGGGGAAUUGAUUUAAUUAAUUAAUUAAUUAAUUUUUUUUUUUUUUUGGUGUCAUGAUUACUUCCUGGGUGUCUGAAUGUGUUCCAAAGUAACACUGCUGCACAAACUGUAUGUGCUCGCAGGAUAAAAACAGCCAGAGCUGUAUUCGUAGGGAAACGUUCAUGAACAGAUACUUAGGUUAAACAUUGUUCUGGAAGCCAUUGCGGUUGGUUGUUAGCAAGAAGCACGUUGUUUGAUUAUUUGUUAAUGUUAAACAAAAUGGUUUUGAAAACUGUUUUCUGUUCAACAGAUCUUAGUUUGUGCUUGGAAGCCACAAAGUACUCUGAAAGUAUUUUAGAGGGAAUUGAUAUUGAUGGCAAAGGAGAACUUGCGACUAUGCAUUGCUUUUAGCAGUUCCCUUUCUCAGAGAUAUUAUUUUUGUUGCUCUAAAUAAAGCGUUGCCUGUCUUGUUUGAGAUUUUACAGCCAUACUCUGCCGUGUAAUGUUAUAGUUCCUUUUCUAUAAAAAUGUUAUUUUGGGUUAUCUAAAUAAAGCUUUGCCAGUUUUGUUUGAAAGAAGCAAGAGAAACUUUGCUCUGGCCUUCCCUGUUCUUUUUAUUGCAGGGCAGCAGUGGGGGUAACCCUCCCUCACAACUGUUUCCCUUGUUUUCUCUUUGUACCCUUUUGCCCCUCGCUUUUUUGCUUUGGCCUCUCUUUGCAUCGUGACUGUUGGUGGUUAUGAGAAGUCACUGUGACUCUGUGCCAACGUGUGGCUGUUCUGUGGGCCCUGGUGGGCCCAACACACGUUUAUCCUUCUCCCAAGUUUACCAGCUGCCAUGCUCUGCAGUCAUCCUUUUCAUCUUCAUUUUACUGCGCAUGCCUUUCCCCUCUAUGGUUUAGAGCACUUUCAGUGACUGGAAAGGAUACCGGUGUCAUGAAAGCAUUAAACAUAGCACUUGUCUUCUCUUAUGGCUCAGUUCAGUUGACUUUAAUUUCCAAAGGUCAUCGGUCAUGAACAACAGGAGCUUCAAGGACUUUUAACUACAAAUGGUUUCUUUAAAGUGCCUUGUGCGUCACUGACUACUAAGAUUCACUACCUCCCAGGUGGCCUGAGUAUAGACAUCUUCCUUUCUGCGUUUAGUUGCUAGUGCAGAUUCAGGUUUGUGGGGACUGAUUGGAACAGCCUUCAAGGUCCUGGUAGGUAAGAUUGUUAAUCUUAAUUGUCAAUGUGAUGGAUUUAGAAUCACUGUGGAAGCAUACUUUUGGUGUGUCUAUGGUACCGAUUCAGCAAAGUUUGUACUGAAGAGGAAAGACCCAUCUUGCUCACGAUCAGCACCAUGCAAUGGACUAGGGUCUGUGAUGCAGUAAAAAGGAGAAAGUAAGUGAGAUCCCAGCGUUCAUUUCUUUCUUUUUCCUGACUGCAUGUGUAAUGUAUAUGUAUUGCCAGUGGCUUCAUGUUCCUGCUGCCGCGGCUUCUCUGCCAUAAUGGACUGGACCGUCAAGCUGUGAGCCAAAGUAAACCCUUUUCUCAGGGACUUUGUCGCAGCAAGCACAAAAGGAGCUGAUACAGAACAUUGGGACUGAGAAGUGGGGCUGCUGUGUUAAGCCUGACCAUGUGGGUCAUGGGCGUUUGGAACGGGUUUAAAAGUUCAGAGUUUGGAACUUUGAGCCAGAGAAGUCUUAGAGUGCUGUAAGCAGAGUUGAAUGGGCAGUUCUGGUGGCGUUUUGAAAACUCAGAUGCUGAGACAAGAGCGGACAGUGGUGAACUGGCUCAUGGAGUUUUAGAGAGGAAAGGGGACUAUUGAGUAUUGAGCUACCAGCCAUUUGUGUGAAAAUCUGACAGAAUCUGGUAUCAAUCUAUGUCAUCAGGCCUAUGUCCUGGGAACUCGAGGGAGACUAGUGUCAAACUUAAUGGAGUCGUUUGCUUGGUGGAAGAAAUCUGAGGCUCGGUUGCCUUCGGACUGUGUCAUGUUUACUGACUACUGCUGUGUUCCAGGUCUCCAGUGAGGGAAAGCACAAAUGGGGCAAAAGAAGACAGGUGUGUCAACUUGGUGGGGAAAGAAAUGAGUGUAAAGGUGCGGGCAAGGCAGAUGCAGAGAAAGCAACUGGAAUUGUUAAAAGAGAUUAGCAACAUUAAUGAGAAGCCUUGUGCUCUGAAUUAGACACUACUGAUGGUUUUCUGAAAGCAAAACCCCACCCAGUAAACACUCCCUUUUGUGAAAAUAAGAAUUUAUUUGAAAGGAGAAAACCUAACCUGAGAAUAUUGCUGAAGGAGUCUCCUACUUGUAGAAAGCAGUUACCCAGGGAACCUUUCCCCAUGGCCCGCACACAAACAUCAAUAUACCUGUAGUCUGUGGAAGCCAGCACAGCAGAAUUUUGCAAAAUGUCACCCACAUGGUAGUGGCAGACAGCUGUGAAAGAUGCAUGACUAAGAGGGUCAUGGAGACGUGCACUAGAGUUCCCGGAAGAGCAGGUGAUAUGUAGCAGGGUUGGGGUCACAGUGGUGAGCCCCGAGAAGCCAUUAUGUGAAGAUGUGAAAGUGAAAGCUAAGCUUCAGUGUGGAGCCCGGAUAUGGAGGUGUGAGAACUGUGGGUCAUCACCAGAGGGAAGCUGCAAGCAUGGAGAGGAGCGAGCGAAGACAAGAGAUGGAGACAUGGGAGCCCCAAAGCCCUUUGAGGCCCAUAUGAUUCCAUUAUGAGCUCCAGAUGCCAGGCAUGUAGCUGCAUGAUUUGGUGUUUGCCCUGCUGGGUGUUGCUCUUUUCUUUGGUCUCCUCUUUCCUUGUUGCACUCUUCAUUCUUCCCUUUGGGAAUGGGGAUGUUUAUUCAUUGCCAGUGUAUAUUGAAAUUUUGUAAGUUGUUGAUUUUCUACAAGUUUACAAAUAAGAGAUUGCCUUGAGUCUCAGGUGAGACUUUGGACUGUUUAACACUGUUCGAAUUGCUAAAAGACUGAGCAGCUUUAGAGAAGGACUAAAUGCAUUUUGAAUUGUGCUAUGAAAAUGAGAGAUUAGCGGCCAGAGGCGGAAUGCUAUGAUGUAGUGAUGGUGUUUGGGGAUCAGGUUGGCCAGAGGUAGAUUAGCGAUGGUUAAUCUUGAUCGUCAACUUGGUUGGAUUCAGAAUCACCCUGGAAACACACCUGUGGAUAUGUCUCUAUGAAGGUGCUUCCCAAGAAGUUUAACUGAAGAGGGAAGACCUGCCUAAAUGUGGGUGGCAGCAUUCCAUGAGUUGGGGUCACAGACGGAUCAGAAAGGACAGAGUGGAACACCAAAAUUCAUCUCUCGCUGCUUCCUGACUGUGAGCCUUGCUGCCAUGACAUCCCCCACUGUGACGGACUGUAUGUAUCGCUUCAAACUGUAAACCAAAAU